CGUGCUCUGGGGAAGUGAGCCCUGGCUGCGGACCUGCUGGGACAGCUGGUCUUGGGGGGACACCCCAGUCAGCGGAGGGUCUCCCGGGCCAGGCGGCGCGGUGGCAGCAGAUGGCUGGGGCGUGUUGUUUUGGUGAAGAACCACGUGGUGGUUUGGGUAUACGCAACCAGGGGAACGAUUACUUUCAGUUUUGUUUCAGACUUUUAAUGUGAGGUGGUCAGAACAAGUGAAAAAGUAGGUGUUUUUUUUUCCUCUGCAUUUGCAGUAGUGGAACGUGGUUGUCAUAGGUUAAUUUGUUUCGUGUGAGUGGUCAUUAUUAGUUGAUAGAAGGGUAAGCAGGUGUACUAUGAGUGGGGUCUUGUCCUCGGGAAAUUGACAUUAGGAUUGGAAAAGAGAUCUAUGUAGAGACUAAACGGACUGAUAUUGUAAGGGAGCAUGAAUAGGGCCAGACGAAAUUAAAAGGACUCAUGCAAGCAUCCCUGUGGACCUGGCUUUCCUGGACUCCUUCCUACCUACCUGGUUAUGCCCUUAUGAUCGCUGCACCACUCCGGAGAACCAUACAGACUUUUGACUGGUGUUGAGUACAUUGUUGGAAGGAAAAACUGUGCCAUUCUAGUUGAAAAUGAUCAGUCAAUCAGUAGAAAUCAUGCUGUGUUAACUGCUAACUUUUCUGUCACCAACCUGAGUCAAACGGAUGAAAUUCCUAUAUUGACAAUAAAAGAUAAUUCCAAGUAUGGUACCUUCAUUAAUGAGGAAAAAAUGCAGAAUGGCCUUUCUCAAACUUUGAAGACAGGAGAUAGAAUUACGUUUGGAGUGUUUGAAAGUAAAUUCAGAGUAGAGUAUGAGCCUUUGGUUGCAUGCUCUUCUUGUUUAGAUGUCUCUGGGAAAACUGCUUUAAAUCAAGCUAUAUUGCAACUUGGAGGAAUUACUGUAAACAAUUGGACAGAAGAAUGUACUCAUCUUGUCAUGAUAUCAGUUAAAGUUACCAUUAAAACAAUAUGUGCACUCAUUUGUGGACGUCCAAUUGUAAAGCCAGAAUAUUUUACUGAAUUUCUCAAAGCAGUUCAGUCCAAGAAGCAGCUUCCACAAAUUGAAAGUUUUUACCCACCUCUUGAUGAACCAUCUAUUAGAAGUAAAAAUAUUGAUCUGUCAGGACAACAGGAAAGAAAACAAAUAUUCAAAGGGAAAACGUUUGUAUUUUUGAAUGCCAAACAGUAUAAGAAGUUAAGUUCAGCAGUUGUUUUUGGAGGUGGAGAAGCUAGGUUGAUAACAGAAGAAAAUGAAGAAGAAGAUAGUUUCUUUUCAACUCCUGGAACUUGUGUUGUUGAAAUAGGAACAACAAACUCACAGACCUUAAUUCCUGAUUCUCAGAAAAAAUGGAUUCAAUCAAUAAUGGAUAUGCUCCAAAGGCAGGGUCUUAGACCUAUUCCUGAAGCAGAAAUUGGAUUGGCAGUUAUUUUCAUGACUACAGAGAAUUACUGUGAUCCUCAGGGCCAGCCCAGUUCAGGAUUAAAGACAACUACUCCAGGACCAAGCCUUUCACAAGGCUUGUCAGUCAAUGAAAAACUAACUCGAAGUAUCCCAGUGAAUACUACAACAUACGUAGCUGACACAGAAUCAGAGCAAGCAGACACGUGUAUGGAUUUGAGUGAAAAGCCAAAAGAAAUCAAAAGCUCCAGGAUACAACAAAACCUCAGAAUGCUUUCACAGGAAACAUCCACUAUAAAGUUUCCUCCCAAAACAAGCUCUAAUAAUAAUAUCAUAACAUCAAAUACUCAGAUUAAGGUGAACAUCCCAAACUAUCAGCUUUCACCAACUAAAUUCUCGAGUAUCAAUAAAAGUAGAGUUCGAGCUUCCCAGCAGCAGCAGACCAACUCCAUCAAAAACUACUUUCAGCCAGCUACCAAAAAAAGGGAAAGGGAUGCAGAAAAUCAAGAAACAUCUUCAUGCAAAUCAGCAAGAACAGAAAUGUCUUGUUCUCUUUUAGAACAAACACAACCUACUACACCCUCAGUAUGGAAAAAUAAGGAGCAGUAUCUGUCUCAGAAUGAAUCUAUGGACGAAAAAUCAGAUAACUUAUUUACAGAUAUAGAUUUAAAUUCCAAUGUGAAAAAUUCUGCCAAUACAGCUUUUUCUACAGAAAAGCUAAGAUCAAAUAAAAGAAAAGAAAUUGAUGAUUUGGCUAUAGAAGAUGACGUAUUGGAAGAGUUAUUCAAAAACACAAAACCAGAGUUACAAAUUGAAGUGCAAGUUCAAAAACAAGAAGAAGAUGUCAAUAUUAGAAAAAGGCCAAGGAUGGAUAUAGAAACAAGUGACAUUUUUAAUGAUGAAGUGAUACCAGAAAGUAACAAAAUAUCUCAAGAAAAUGAAAUUGGAGAGAAAUGUGAGAAGAAACGUGAGCUCAAGAAAGAAUCACUAUGGUCAAUGAAAGAAGAAGUAUCUAGCAAUGACGAUCUUCAGGACAAUAGUGAGAUGCUUCCAAGCAAAGUGUUAUUAACUGAAUUUAGAUCACUGGUGGUGAAAAACUCCAGAAACCCGUCUAUUGUAAAUAAUGAUUAUGGCCAACUAAAGAAUUUCAAGAAAUUCAAAAAGAUCACAUUUCCUGGAGCAGGAAAACUUCCACACAUCAUUGGAGGAUCAGAUCUAAUAGCUCAUCAUGCUCGAAAGAAUACAGAAUUAGAAGAAUGGUUAAAGCAGGAAAUGGAGUGGUUCCACGUGGGAAGAGGCAAAAGAAAAAAAAGGAGGUAUCUUUCUGGGCACAGGAAGAAACAUGAACAAAAGCAGAGAGAAGGUCACAGGAUCUUUAUUAGGAGGUACAAAAUCAACAUGCAAAAGAAGAGUCUCUUGCUGAUGAUCUUUUUAGAUAUAAUCCUAAUGUAAAAAGGAGAAGAUAACUGAGGAUUUUUAAAAGAAGCAAUGGAAAAAUCUUACCUAGUAAGAAGCAUUACUUAAGGCUAACUGGGAUAUAUGAAUAUAGAGAAUAUUCAAGUUACAGAUAUUUUAUGGCCUAAAUUUGUUAAAUAAAAUGCAUAAAACUCCA
Messenger RNA from Microcebus murinus (gray mouse lemur), 3040 nucleotides. The record is from RefSeq and is a predicted model, not a curated record. Lineage: Eukaryota; Metazoa; Chordata; Mammalia; Primates; Cheirogaleidae.